AUGAAUACCAAAACGAUGCGUCUCCCACCACGUCGCGUUUUGACACCAAGCAAGCGCAAAGAGAGAGAGGGUCCUGAUACUCUCAAACCGUCGACCCCAACAAAAUUAACCAAGCCGACUCCAUCUCAAGCCGGCUCGGACAAAGUCCUGGAUUCGGCUUCAUCUAAUCAGCUCCUAGCCGGCUAUUUAGCCCACGAGUACCUCACCAAGGGCACCUUUUUCGGACAACCUUGGGACCCGGCUCGAGCGGAGGCGGUCCCAGUAUCGUCUGGUGUGGAUCCAAUCCCGGACAAGCCGAGCCAUGGAGCAGAAUCCGAGUCGACUGGGAAAGCCGAGCCGAAUAAAGAAAAUUAUCAGAGGUACGUGGAGACCCGGGACGAAAUUGGAGAUUCUCAAGGUAGAGGAGGUGGUGGUGGGCUACCGCUGGCGACAGUGGUGAAAAAUAGAGAUUCAGAGCUGGCGAUGGCGCGAAUAGCUGACAACUUAGUCCCACCUUGUCUACAAUACAAGAAAAGACAUCACUUCAUCAUUAAGACCGGCUUAGCACUUCUACCAUUAGACAGAUCACGCUAUCUGAACCGUCGAUUGUGCCUUACUUCUCAUUUUACACAACCUUACUUUGACCAGAAAAUGAAAAAAACAUUGAGAGGAAGAGGAAGAGAGGCUCUUAGACUCGCGAUUAUCGCAUCAGAACCAACCACCUUCAAGGUUAGCUGGCAGAUGGACCUGCUAGGAGUUGUUUUUGGUUAG
Messenger RNA from Dovyalis caffra, 750 nucleotides. The record is from the annotation of a GenBank genome assembly. Lineage: Eukaryota; Viridiplantae; Streptophyta; Magnoliopsida; Malpighiales; Salicaceae.